UCUUUCUUGGCUCGCGUUGUUUUCUCGCGCCAAUCGCCAGUCGAACAUCCCAAAAGCCAGACAGAAUACUAUAUAAGCAAGAAAACAACAACCAGACCAAGCAAUGGAGAAUCAGAGGCAUAUGAGGGCGAAAUCUUCAUCAAUUUUUCUUGAAUUUUUGUUCUUCAAGUAACUGCUGAUUCGUCCUUGGAAAACAUCAUGGCACCAAAAUGGCCCUGUUACCUUGCAAACCUGUUGUUCCCCCUGGCCAUUCUGCUAUUCGCCAGCGGCUUUUUCCCCUAUAAACCUUUUAUUCCCGGUCUCGCGAUGUCUUAUGGAGAAUCGGGGGACAUUCGAUCAUCUGCGCCCUUUGACAGAGUCAUAUUCAUGGUAGUGGACGCACUAAGGAGUGAUUUCGUAUAUUCAAAUCAGUCAGGCUUUACAUUUACUCAAGGGUUGAUCAAAGAUGGAGCGGCAUUCCCAUUUACUGCCCAUGCAGGUGCCCCUACGGUCACAAUGCCGCGGGUCAAAGCUAUCACGACAGGCUCGGUGCCUUCGUUUUUAGACGUGAUUCUUAACCUUGCAGAAUCUGAUACGUCUUCAACGCUCGUCUAUCAGGAUACGUGGCUUGCCCAGUUGAGAGCUCGACCUGGUGGGCGCCUAGUCAUGUAUGGAGAUGAUACAUGGUUAAAAUUGUUCCCGGGGUUUUUUGACAGGCACGAUGGCACAACGAGUUUUUUUGUAUCGGAUUUUGUUGAAGUGGAUAAUAAUGUCACUCGUCAUGUUCCGGAGGAGCUUAUGAUGGAGGACUGGUCUGCAAUGAUCUUGCAUUACCUUGGUUUGGACCACAUUGGCCAUAAAUCAGGUCCAAAUAGCGCCCAUAUGCUCCCCAAGCAAAAGGAAAUGGACUCGGUUGUUAGGGAAAUAUAUAACGCUAUGGAGAGCCAGGAACAUCUUGCGUCUACUCUCCUCGUAUUAUGUGGUGAUCAUGGUAUGAAUGAUGCUGGGAACCAUGGCGGCGCGUCUCCAGGGGAAACUUCGCCAGCUCUCGUGUUCAUAUCCCCGAAAAUCCGACAAAUACGGAAUCAAGGUCACUCCCUUGAACCACCUUCAGGGCACUUCAAGUACUAUCAGUUAGUCGAACAGUCUGACAUCGCUCCUACUCUAGCUGGAUUGCUCGGGUUUCCUAUUCCACUCAACAGCCUAGGAGCCUUUAUACCAGGAUUUCUGCCUAUGUGGAAAAACGGAUUUGAAAGACUUAAAAUUCUUAUGGAUAAUGCUAGGCAAAUUCGUAACGUUGUUAAGACGACGUUCCCGGCCUAUGAAUUUAGCUAUUCUUUCAAAACAGAUCUAUGCACCCCUACACCAAACACGGAACUUGCUUCGCUUGAAUGCAAUUGGCAAAAGGCAUGGCAGUUGGCCAGUGCAGCCCUGGAUCAUGGUGAUCAUUCCAAGGAAGUUGAGAAUGCUCUUCUCGCCUUUUGCAGAUCUUCUCAAGACGUGAUGAGUAGUGCGGCAAGUAAUUACAAAAUGGAAAGGCUCCACAUUGGGAUUUUCCUUGCUGCCCUGGCGGUCAUACUAUCCAGUAUUGCGUCCCUUGGUGUCAUGACAGGUGCUAGAACAUUUGGUCUUUUCAUUUCCAUAGGCUACGGCAUCAUGAUGUUCGGAAGCAGCUAUGUGGAAGAGGAGCAACAAUUUUGGUACUGGAUUCUCAGCGGUUGGACAUUCUAUCUCUACGCAAGGCCUUACAUUCAAAGAAGGGGAAAAGACAGCGAUGGCGAUGGUGGGAAAGCAUCGCCUAAAUCUGUUCAGAUUUGGGCUUGUUUAAUCUUUGCUAUUUCAUCGCGAAUUAUGCGACGAUGGAAUCAAACGGGUCAGAAAUUUGCUGCAGAACCUGAUAUAGCAAGAACGUUCUUCCCGAACCAUACGAAUAUUCUUUGGAUACUGAUUCUCCUAACAUACACUGAUAUCUGCCAAAAAAUGUUGCGACGCACAACUUCAGCCGGAGCCGCAUCAUUCUCGCGACUUUUCUUCCCUAUCUUAGCUAGCUUUGCAUUUUUGUUUAAGCUCACCUUUACUUCUGCCGAUUCCCCAGAACUCCUCCAAGAGACCUUAAUAUUCAACCAGCUGAUAGAAAGCGUCUCUGGGGUUUCCGUUAUUACCCAGGCCAGGAUCGUGCUCACCGGCAUUGCCAUAGCCCUGGCGUACGUGAUAUAUACAGAAAUCCAACGGAAACGAGCGCUCAAAGCAUUCCUCCUCAAAAUCCGCAACCAGCAUGAUGCCCGCCUCCCAAAAAUGCUGAAUAUCACUCUCACAAGCGUCAGGGUCUCAGGAGAUCUCCACGACAUUGUGAGCCUUUUCCUCGUCACUCAAUCAAGAUCAACUAAUAUCCCACUGUACCUCAUUCUCCGCCUUCAGCAUUGGGCCCUCUCCUCCAUGAAGCUGUCUGGUGAUGAAAUAACUAUCACCUCACUAAUACUGCAAUACGCAACAUUUUUCGCUAUGGGCGGCUCCAACUCAAUCGCCUCUGUCGACCUCUCAAAUGCCUACAAUGGCAUCGGUGAUUAUAACGUCGUCCUCGUCGGUAUCCUGACAUUUAUAGGCAACUGGGCCGGCCCUAUUUGGUGGGUUUUCUCGACAAACUCGCUGUUCAUCGGCGAUGACGGAUGCACUUCGGCUGUCAAUCGCCGCCGUCAUGGUAAUCAUUUGGCACUGCUUACCUUCUUCGUCACGAUGAGCCUGUUGGCGGUAAUGAUGGCCUGCACCGUGCUGCGGACUCAUCUCUUCAUAUGGACGGUUUUCUCCCCAAAGUUUUUGUAUAUCAUGGCUUGGAGUUUAGUACAGCAUCUGGCUGUCAAUCUUCUCCUUGGACAUGUCAUAUUCGUGUCGAUUUGUUAGAUAAAAAUUUUAUCAGCCAUGUAUAGAGAAUACAUGCAUGUAGAGAUUAUAGAUAGUUUUGGAAAUACAAAUAUCUUACUGGUAUCAUACAGAAUAGAAAGCAAAAUAAAAUAAAAUAAUCACAAAACGCCAUUGUCC
Molecule: messenger RNA, 3015 nt
Organism: Blastomyces dermatitidis ER-3
Lineage: Eukaryota; Fungi; Ascomycota; Eurotiomycetes; Onygenales; Ajellomycetaceae
Product: transferase
Exons: 6
Coding region: 199-2877 (892 amino acids)
Biological process (GO): GPI anchor biosynthetic process
Cellular component (GO): endoplasmic reticulum membrane
Source: RefSeq, a predicted model, not a curated record